Molecule: messenger RNA, 1275 nt
Organism: Ochlerotatus camptorhynchus
Lineage: Eukaryota; Metazoa; Arthropoda; Insecta; Diptera; Culicidae
Exons: 2
Coding region: 1-1275 (424 amino acids)
Molecular function (GO): nucleic acid binding; zinc ion binding
Source: RefSeq, a predicted model, not a curated record
AUGCCUACCAAGAAGCCGUGUACCAGGAAGUCGGUUCUGAAACUCCUCAUUACCAAGUUGAAGGAGAUUGAGUUGGCCUUCAACUAUAUCUGGCGUUUCACGGAGAAAAUCCAGGAAACAACGACUACUACUCAGAUCAAUCUACGAUUGGAGAAAAUCGACGAACUGUGGGAGAGGUAUGGUGUUACUCUCGUCGAGCUUAAAUCGCAAGAUGACUUCGACGAUGAAAACGACGAAUUCGAGAUACAAAGACAGGAGUUUAGCGACCGUUACUAUCAAAUUAAGCUGCAAUCUUUCAACGGCGAGAUAGACGAGUGGUUGAGUUUCGGGGACUUAUUCACUUCCUUGAUCCACUGGAAGACGGAUCUUCCAGAGGUAGAAAAGCUCCACUACUUGAAGGGAUGUCUGCAAGGGGAACCGAAGACGUUGAUCGAUUCGUUGCAGGUCACCGCUGCCAAUUACCAAGUUGCAUGGGCUAAGCUGUUGAAGCGGUGCAACAACAGCAAGCAACUGAAGAAACGCCAAAUCCAAUCUCUCCUCAAGUUACCCAUCCUAUCCAAGGAAUCCGUUAACGAGUUGCAUAGUCUAGUUGAAGGGUUCGAAAAGAUUGUGCAAACGUUGGACCAGAUUGUACAACCGGUUGACUACAAGGAUCUCCUCUUGGUUAAUCUGUUGACGUCUCGUCUAGAUCCGUCCACUCGCCGGGGUUGGGAAGGGUUUUCUUCGACCCAGGAACAGGGCACCAUCAAGGAACUUCUCGAAUUUCUCCAACGGCGAGUUCGCAUAUUGGAAUCCUUACCAUCCAAGACUGCAGAUCCUAUGAAAUCAUCAAAUCAGCCACAACCACCAAGGCAAAGGAGCGCUGCAGUCAGGACUAGCCUCAACACUGUACAAGCGUCCGGAUGGCGCUGUUUAGCCUGCUCGGGAAAUCAUCCACUGUUCCAAUGUGGCACAUUCCAACGAAUGUCAGUAACGGAUAAGGAUUCGUUACUGCGGUCUCAUUCGUUGUGUAGGAACUGCUUCAGACAGGGACAUCAGGCAAAGGAAUGUCAGUCGAAGUACUCGUGUCGGAAUUGUAAGGGUCGACACCACACGUUGGUCUGUUUUAAACCUGAUAGGGACUCCAACUCCAAGACAUCAACCAAAGGCAGCAACGUAUCCAAGGGAGCUUCGGAAUCCAAUCAAUCCUCGAAACAUUUAGCCUACUCUUCCACUCCUCAAGUAGUUAAUCUGGCAGCUACUGACAGCUACACGAUUCAGCCUUCGGCUGGGUAG